GCAACACACUAACACUAUCUUUGAACACACACACACACACAGGAGCAUCUUUGAGCUACACACACACACACACACACCUCUUGUCGGGAGUUCCUGCAGUGCCAGAGGAGGAGGAAAGAGGGAGGAAGAAUUUGGCCUUCAUAUUGCUGGUCUGCAGGCAUGAGGAGAAGGCUGCUCCUGGCAGCUUUAUGGCUGCUGCUGGUCCUGACCAUGUCCGACGGCCUAGCAAGAGAACGACCGCGUAAUCCACGUGGUCAGACUCGGCAGAUGAAGAGGAAAAGGGACGGACAUGGUCACGGUCGCGCCAGACCUGGUCCCAAACCUCUAAAGAACCAACAUAUUCCUAGUCCUAGCAUUCCAGUGGAGCCUGUCCUUGGGAAUACUGUCUUCUUGGGGUCCUACAAGAACCUACAAGAACAGCACUCCAGCUACAAUGUUCUCCCAGGUAAGCAGGGUCAGUGUAUCUACCAGGGUCUGACCAUGUUCAACCAGGCCGUGUGGUCUCCCCAGCCCUGCAUCACCUGUCUUUGUACCGGAGGGCGGGUGGUUUGCGACGAGAUCACAUGCCCCGUCGUGCACUGCCGCCUCCCGCUCACCCCCCUUGGGGAGUGCUGCCCCGUCUGCAUGGAGCCAGAUCCUGACCUCAGCCUUGACCUUUCUGGUGACUCCCCAGUUCCGAGCGACUCCGGUGACUCAAACACGCCGCUGACCGCGGAGGAAAUUCAGCGUAUAUUGUGGCGAGAGGAAGAGGAGCACCUUGAGGAAGAGGAGCGCUUGAGGAAGAAAGAUGAGGCAAAGAAGAGGAGGAAAGAGGAGAAGAAGAAGCGGGAAGAGAGGAGGAGGCAGGAGGAAGCGGCGUUGAGGUUGCAGGUGGAGAAAGAAGAGGAGGACAGGAGGAUGAAGGAGGCGGCAGAGAAAGAAGCGUGGCAAAGAGAAAAAAAUCUAAGGGAGAACAUCCUGAGGGAGGAGCUACUGGCAGUACAGGACGAAGAGGAGGUGUGGCUAAGAGGAGACGUCUUUCAAAUGCCCCCAAAAGAAGAGGAAGAACCCGAGGAACCGGACCUCCUCCCGGCUCCCAUUCCUAGACCUCCUGCUGUUACAGAGGAUGAGCUGAAGGAUAAGGAGCCUGAAGUGAAAGAGGAGGACAAAAGCGAGGAGGUGCUGAACAGAGGUGCUCUUCCACCAGGCUGUGAGCUCUCUGAUCUCACUGUGACUUGUGACAACGCCAAACUCACGUACUUCCCUCCUCUUUACAUGCCGGAACUCAAGUCUCUCAGCCUGGAGGGAAACAACAUCAGCAGCAUUCCAGCAGAGGCCUUUAAUGGCAUUCCCAGCCUGGAGUGGAUCAACCUGAAGAAAAACAAACUCACUUCUGCUGGAAUCGAUGCCAGAACAUUUAAAGGUCUAAAGAUGCUGAGGCGUCUGUACUUGGAUGGGAAUCUUCUAGAAGCCAUUCCCCCCAACCUCCCGCAAACACUGCAGGAGCUGAAGAUCAACGAAAACAAACUACAGAAGAUCCAUGGGAACAGUUUCCACGGACUGAGCAGCUUGGUGAUUCUGGAGUUGGAAGCCAAUCUGCUGAGCGAGACCAACGUGGACCCAAUGGCCUUUGCGCCACUCGUGGAGCUCUCCUACCUCAGACUAGGCAGAAACUUCUUCCGCUCGAUCCCGCAGGGUCUUCCCAGUUUACUGUUGGAGUUGUACCUGGAGAACAACCUGAUCGAAGAAAUCCCAGAAGGUGUUUUUAAUUACACCAAAAACUUGAACGUGGUUUCCCUGAGACACAACAGACUGGAAGAGACCAGGAUGGCGCCAAUGGCCUGGAUCAACCACAGGAAUCUGGAAUCCAUUGACUUGUCGUAUAAUAAACUCUACCUUGUUCCGUCCUACCUGCCCAAAUCUCUAGUCCAUCUCGUGCUGGUGGGGAACAAUAUCGAGAGGAUACCAGGUUUUGUGUUUGCCCACAUGGAGCCUGGUAUCGAGUACCUCUAUCUGUCCUACAACAAACUGGAUGGGGAGGGGAUAGAACCAGAGUCGUUCUUUGGAUCCUACCAUUCCAUGGUGGAGCUGUGUCUGGACCACAACCAGCUGGUGACUGUGCCAUCAGGAAUCAACGAGAUGACAAAUUUACACUUCCUCAGACUCAACAACAACAAGAUCAGGAGCGUCCCUGAUGAAAGCAUCUGUGACCCGGAUCAUAGUGGAGACUCUACUUUGGUGGCGUUGAGGUUGGAGAACAACCUCAUUGACGGCAAAAAGAUUUCCCCAACAGCUUUCUCCUGUGUGCGCUCCUCCUCCAGCGUGGUCUUAAAACCCCAGAGAACCAAAUGAGUUAAAACUAUAAUCCAGAGAACACGUUUGAAACUGGUUUCAAUGCUUUGUUUGUAUGUAAACGACCGACAAAAAACACGACAAAACACACUUUGUUUUGAUAAAUAAUAUGCACCAGAAUCUGUUGGCACUUUCGCAUGUGUGACCUGAUAAAAGUACGCAACCCGUCUUGUGUUGACGUUCACGUUUCUCAUGAUUGACAGAAUGAAAAAUAGUCAGUAAAAUUUGUAGUCAAUUAAUGACAUCUUGUCGCAGUCUAAGUCUAUCUAUGCUAAGUGUGUGAGAUCACUCAUUCGACUUUCUGGCUUCUUUGUUUACACGUUUUGCUUGGCUCCGACUGGCUAUGGUGGGCAGCUAACUUGUUUUUGUGCCACGGGCAAGCUACAAGUGGCUAACACGUUCAUGGGGUUGUUAAGUCAUAAGAAUUGCUGAUGCAGCAAAGGAACUCAGCAGCAGUCCACCCUCUCAUGCAGCCCCCCCCCCCAAAAAAAAAAUCCUAGGGACCCUGUUAUGACAGAGAACUCAAAUAAAAACUAUACACAAUUUUCUGAUUAUAGUUUGGUAAUAGUUUCUUGUAAACUGCAAUAGCAAGAAUUAUAAACUCACCACUGGGCAUUUUCAAGACAAUUAACAUCAAAGUAUUUAAAUUAUACUUUCCAUAAAAAAAAACUACUCAGAGAUCUUAAACUCUGAUUGUGUGUGAAACAUCAUUUCAACAUUACAAAGCUUUUUCUUGAGUCCAAGUGUCUCUGAUGAUUACACAAUGUCCUCCCUAAUGUAAUACCACACAAAAACUCAAAAGGACUUUAUUGUCAAAUUUUCCACUGACAGCCUGAGGUUGAAGAUCAAAAAUUACAGUGGCAGGGGCAACUAAAUUAUCAUCCUUUCUUGGUAAGACAACGUAUGAACAUUAGAUAAUUCAGAGCAGAUGACAAAUAAAAGUGUAAUGAGAUGUGCUCAGCUCUUAGAAGCUGGAGAACGACUUCUUAUAAGCUGAAGUUCAUCAUUUGAAGUUGGGGCCCACAGUUCAAGAUUAUUCAUUCAUUUUCUACCAUUUAUCCUCACGAGGGUCGCAGGGGUGCUGGAGCCUAUCCUAGCUGUCUUCGGGCGAGAGGCGGGGUACACCCUGGACUGGUGGCCAGCCAAUCACAGGGCACAUAUAGACAAACAACCAUUCACACUCACAUUCAUACCUAUGGACAAUUUGGAGUCGCUAAUUAACCUAGCAUGUUUUUGGAAUGUGGGAGGAAACCGGAGUACCCGGAGAAAACCCACGCAUGCACGGGGAGAACAUGCAAACUCCACACAGAGAUGGCUGGAAUUGAACUUGUGUCUCCUAGAUGUGAGGUCUAACCACUCGACCGCCGUGCAGACCCAUUUCAAGAUUGUUUUUGAUGAAAAUAUGAACGUCAUAUGUGUCACAUUCAUACACUUGAGACAGUGAAAGUAUGUACAAAUGAUAAUGUUUCCAAAACAAUCCCUGUUACUAUGGAUCUGCCGUAACAACUGAAAGUGAUGUACAAUGCAUGUCAGUCCAGCGGCCGGUCAUAUCAAUUCAGAA
Messenger RNA from Doryrhamphus excisus (bluestripe pipefish), 3892 nucleotides. Lineage: Eukaryota; Metazoa; Chordata; Actinopteri; Syngnathiformes; Syngnathidae. The record is from RefSeq and is a predicted model, not a curated record.